Trichogramma pretiosum is the source of this 4317-nucleotide messenger RNA. RefSeq lists its product as uncharacterized. The record is from RefSeq and is a predicted model, not a curated record. Bases 1137 to 3104 code for a protein of 655 amino acids. The transcript is spliced from 6 exons. Lineage: Eukaryota; Metazoa; Arthropoda; Insecta; Hymenoptera; Trichogrammatidae.
UAUAGUAGCCCCGAGAGCUGCAAGUAGGAAACGGACUAAAAUUAGUGCAACGUCCAACGUACGCGUAUCGUAUACAUAGAAAAUAGCUGCAAAGAGAGAAACUGGAUAUGUAUAUAUUUACGGAGUAUAAAAUUUGACCGUCGCGCGCUCGUACAGAUAUGUAUAUCCACCGGUUUGGCAUUUUACGCAGACAUAACACGCAGGACCGCAACCUUUGACCUCCGGGUACAUAUAUAUAUAUAAUACAUACGGACGCUAUCCACGGUGCAGUGGGGUUGCUGCCGACGCUCGCCGUCAUAUACAUAUAUAUAUUUUAUACUCUUAUACCCUCUCUCUUUCACCCGGCUUUAGAGAGAGAGAGAGAGAGAGUACCUUUGCGCGCGCCUGUGCAAAUUUUACGCGCACCCGCGGGGCGGCUUUCGUUGAUGCUGUCUGUUCUCCGUCUAUAUAUGCGCGAGUGCUCCGCAUCCAUACAGUGCACAGCCACCACUGUACGUGGGGGGUAUAUACAUACAUACAUGUAUAUAUAGGCCCCACACCGAGAGAUUGUGUGCGCGCCAAAUAUCGAUCGCCGCUUCCAUAGGCGCCGUGUAGAGCUACUCUACUACUACUACUACUACUACUGCCCAAGCUAUACCAACGAAGACACACGUCGUGCACUGCUGCUGCUGCAUAUAAGCAGCGCACGGCGACUGCAUCAGUCGCUUGCAAAACACCACCGCGCACGCAUAGCGCCGCGCAAAUUUUUCAUGAGAGCUUUUAGCACGCGACGCGACUCCUUCAACGUCUCAUUUAUUCUACGUGGACGGUAGAAAAAUAAAGAGAGAAAAUAGGAGAGAGUGACAGGUGGAUGCCUACGUUUUGGUGUUUUUUUUUUCCUUUGCUGCUGCUGCACGCACGAGACCCGCCGCGGACCAAAGUGCAAUUGCCGAGGUUGUCGGAUACGACGAUGUCGACGUCGGCCUAGCUGUCUCUCGACGCAAGAAAUACGACUUCGAGGCUUUAAUACGAUACUCAUCGCUUACGCAGGGAUGAUAUACGUGCGAACGAGCUGGUGCUGUUGCGCUCGCACUCGUGGAACGGAUGAAAGAGGGAAUUAGAGAAGCGCAUUCGGGGGGCCACGAAGCAGCACAGCCAUGCGAAUAGCGUCAUGCUACUUCCGACGCUCGCUCAUCAUUGCGAUCGGCCUCGUUAUCGUCACGCUCGUCGCGCUGCACGUGCUGCGCAGCGAGGACCCGUUCACCAGCACGGACGACUCGAAUCUGGAAAAGCUUAUGCGCCUGUCGCAGCUGAUCAAGAGUUCGAACAACGAGCAGCGCUACGUACGCGAUGGCUCGCCGGCGUGCAAACUGCCGAGGCUGGACAUCUCGAGCCCGGAGAUCAUGCAGUUCAUUCACGAGGUGCCGGCGCUGCAGUGCUCACCCGAGGACUGGGUCAAGUCGGACGGGCCGAGACUGUACAUCGACGAGAAGGCCAAGAGUCGCUACGGAGAGAUCACUUGCGCUAUCAAUGAAAUCCUUCGAAUCGACGACAACAACAUCGAGCUGAGCCCGACCCAGGAGACGACGACGGACUACGUGCUGCGCGCGAGCGACUACGCCGAGGUCAAGUGCGAGACGGAGACCGGCAAGCAGUGGAUGAGCGUGCUGGCCUCGGUGCACGACGAGUCCGACGACGACUCCAUCGCCAGCGACAUCUCCUGGUCGAAGCUGCCCAAACGCGCCCUGCCCCUCAACGUGCUCGUGUUCGGCUUCGACUCGCUGUCGCGCCAGACGUUCGCGCGCAAACUGCCGCGCUCGCUGCGCUACCUGCGUCGGGGCCUCGGCGGCCUCGUGCUCGAGGGCUACAACAUCGUGGGGGACGGCACGCCCCAGGCUCUCAUACCUCUGCUCACGGGCAAGAUCGAGCUGGAGCUGCCCGAGACGCGCAAGCGCAUGGGCGAGCGGGCCAACUACGUCGACGUCUAUCCGAUGAUCUGGCGGGAUUAUCGGGCGGCGGGCUAUCGCACCGGCUUCAUGGAGGACGUGGCGCACAUCGGCACCUUCACCUAUCGGCUCAAGGGCUUCGAUCGGCAGCCCACCGAUCACUACAUGCGCACCUACUAUCUGGCCGCCUCGCGCUACUUCAGCUACUUCAAGAGCUUCUGCGUGGGCGGCAUACCUCGGCACUCCGUGAUGCUGAAUCACAUCAGGGCCGUCUUCGACAGGUACAAGCACCAGCCGAAGUUCGUGUUCGGCUUUCACGGCGAGCUGUCGCACGACUCGUACAACGACAUCGGCGCGGCCGACGACGAUCUGCUCGCCUGGUUGAAGGGACUGAAGGAGGCGGGCCAUCUCAACGACACCCUGCUGAUACUGAUGAGCGAUCACGGGCAUCGAUUCGCGGAGAUCAGGAACACGCUGCAGGGCAAGCAGGAGGAGAGAUUGCCCUUCUUCUCGUUCACCUUUCCGGCCUGGUUCAAGCAGGCGCAUCCUCAGGCUUACGCCAAUUUCGUGUGGAACACGCAGAGGUUGACGACGCCCUUCGACGUGCACGCGACUCUGAGCCAUCUGCUGGACUUUCGCGGGGUCAAGGACGGCGAUCUCAACGAUCGGGGCAUCAGUCUGUUCGACAAGAUACCGAUCGAGAGGACCUGCGCGGACGCCUUCAUCGAGCCGCACUGGUGCGCCUGUCUCGCCUGGGAGGAGAUCUCGGUGGAGCGCGACGCGGUCAAGGAGGCGUCCCGAUAUCUGGUGGAUUUUUUGAACUCGUACACGGACGAGCAUCGGGACAUAUGCGCCAAGUUGCGUCUGGCCGAGGUGCUGUGGGCCGCGAGACUCAUACCGACCAAGGGCAUACUGAACUUCAAAAAGUCACAGGACAAGGACGGCUUCGUGGCGGAGCUGAGCGCCAAGACGCCGGUGACGAGCGAGCUGUACCAGGUGAAGGUGAGAACGUCGCCGGGCAACGGGCUGUUCGAGGCCAGCAUCGCUCAUCGAGUGGAGAACAAUAUUUUCUCGACCAAGAUUACCGAUAUAAGCCGAAUCAAUAAAUACGGAUCUCAAGCGAGGUGCGUGGAGAACAGCCUGUUUCACUUGCGAAAGUACUGCUACUGCAACGACUGAGACGAACGACAAAAAAUACAAUGCUAGUUUGUUUUUUCUUCGUAUUCAUUGUUAUACUUUUGAAGCAAUAAUUCACCACGAAGCGUGAAUCAAAUUUUACUGUACAUAUUUUAAACGCGACAAGAGCUUUUGAAUCUCAAGUUAAGUGUAACUCUCCGUGAGUUAGCUAGUAUUUUAAUGAAACGAAAAAAUUUGAUUCAAUUUUUAUCGGUCGCAUCGAUGUACUUUGAGUGCAUUACCUAUGUGUGCGCCACCGAGUGUGUAUAUAAAAUUUUAUUCGAUUUUCACGAUACAUAUCCUUGAAGUAUUUGUUCAAAACAAAAAUUAUUACUUCGUAAAAACUGUGUAAACUCACUGUGUUCACGCGUCGAUGUGCAAUCUAUAUGUUGCACGUAAAAACAGUAUUAAUGAAACAAUGUCAUUCGGAUAUUACAAUAAGAUUUAAGAGUCUCGUAUUCAAAAAUUGUACAUUUUAAUACGUAAAAGUAGAAUGGAACGCCUAUCUAGUACUGCUUAUGGCACGUGAAACAUAAGUAAAAAUUUAUGUCACUGUCGUAAGUUUAGUAAAAGUAAAUAUUUUUCAUUGUAAAUUUUUACCAAAAUGUCUCAGCAGCAGUAUCAAUGCUGCUACUGUUGGUUUUUAAUUUUGUUGACGUUAGAGAAUGUAAAAAACCAUGUGGUAUUAAUUGAUGAAUUCUUGAAGCACAAAUACAAUGUGAUUUUUCAUAAAGUACUAAUGCACCAAGAUAUGAAAUAGUAUAAUUUUACUCAGAUUAUAAACUGAAUAGGAAAAGUAAAUUUUGUAAAAAUGAAUGUUUAUUUCGUCUACCCAGCACAAUAAGAUGUCUUAUGAAUCUCAGAGUCAAAAACAUGUACGAGUCCUAUCUCAUCAAUUUAGAUAAGAAAAUAUCUUUCGGCGCUAGACCGACGAUUUAUGAACUAGUUCAAUUCGCAUAGAGUUUAUUUUUGCGAUUUUACUUUGAAACCUUCUUGUACAGGUUGAAUCGCAUCAGUGGUUAAAGAGACCAAAACUCAAAGUAUAGAUUUGUUUACUUACUCUGAUGAGACUUCAAUUUAAAAAAAGUGCUUCUGAGAAUUAUUUUAAACAAUGUGCAACCUGAAUUUCUACGUGAGAAUCAAUAAUAAGAUCUCGAUGUGGAUUUGAAUUUUUCAGGGCUUCAAAUUUUUUUAAUAAAAAUUUCUCAAAAGGUAA